Pecten maximus is the source of this 2432-nucleotide messenger RNA. RefSeq names its product U4/U6 small nuclear ribonucleoprotein Prp31-like. Gene Ontology annotation, biological process: mRNA splicing, via spliceosome; spliceosomal tri-snRNP complex assembly. Gene Ontology annotation, cellular component: U4 snRNP; U4/U6 x U5 tri-snRNP complex; precatalytic spliceosome. The coding region runs from base 169 to 1647 and encodes 492 amino acids. Lineage: Eukaryota; Metazoa; Mollusca; Bivalvia; Pectinida; Pectinidae. The transcript is spliced from 14 exons. The record is from RefSeq and is a predicted model, not a curated record.
UUUCCUGCAGAUGUUGAAAAGCAACAUAGGCCUAGGUAUAAGCGGUGUGCUGUAGGCCUAAGUCAGAAAAAGACAUAAGCGGUGUGCUGUAAGUCAGAAAAGGACAUAAGCGGUGUGCUGUAAGUCAGAAAAGGACAUAAGCGGUGUGCUAGAAACAACUAAUCCAAGAUGUCACUGGCAGAUGAACUGAUUGCAGAUUAUGAAGAUGCUGACGAUGAUUUGGAUGAACAUGAGGCAGAAGUGGAGUCCAUGGACAUAGCAGAAGUGGAUGAAAAGGCUGAAGUGGAUUAUAAAGAUAAAGAAACCGUGAAAAGUGUCGCUAAGUUAAGGGAUAGUGAACAACUGGCUAAUAUUUUAGUCAACAUAGAAAAAUAUGCAUCUCAACCAAGAAGACAGAAAGUGGCUGGUCCUGUGGAGGCUGAUCCUGAAUACAAACUUAUCGUAGAGGCUAACAACAUCACUGUGGAGAUUGACAAUGAAAUAAAUGUGAUACAUAAGUUCACGAGGGACCACUACUCCAAAAGGUUUCCUGAGUUGGAGUCACUCAUCCAGACCCCCAUGGAGUAUAUCAAGACAGUUAAGGAACUAGGAAAUAAUAUCAUGGAAAACUCUAAAAAGAACGAAGUCCUUCAAGAAAUUCUUGUGCCAGCUACUAUAAUGGUAGUGAGUGUGACAGCAUCCACUACACCAGGGACAAGUCUUACUGCAGAGGAGAUGAUAACAGUGAUGGAGGCCUGUGAUAUGGCAAUAGAUCUGACAGAGUACAAGGCAAAGAUAUUCUCCUAUGUGGAAUCCAGGAUGACCUUCAUUGCUCCCAAUGUCACUAUAAUCGUAGGGGCUUCUAUAUCCGCUAAACUUAUGGGUACAGCAGGAGGCCUGACAAACCUCUCUAAGAUGCCCGCAUGUAAUGUCCAGUCCCUGGGAGCCCAGAGAAAAACCCUGUCUGGCUUCUCCAUGGCAUCCAUCCAACCCCACAUGGGAUACAUCUAUAACUGUGACAUUGUACAGAAAACACCUCCGGAGUUACGGAAAAAAGCCGCCAGAUUGGUGUCUGCCAAGUGUACAUUGGCUGCACGGGUGGACAGUUUUCACGAGAGUGUGGAUGGGUCUGUGGGGGACAGUCUAAGGGCGGAGAUUGAUGGCAAGCUGGACAAGCUCCUAGAACCACCACCGGUCAAAACCGUCAAAGCCCUACCCACACCUAUUGAUGCUGCACGUAAAAAGAGGGGAGGACGCAGGGCUAGAAAAAUGAAAGAGAGACUUGGUUUGACAGAAGUCAGGAAAGCAGCUAACAGAAUGAAUUUUGGAGAGAUAGAGGAAGAUGCUUACCAGGAUGACCUUGGUUUCUCCUUGGGAACGCUGGGUAAAUCAGCAUCGGGACGUAUUAGGGGACCAGUAGUCGACUCAAAGACAAAGGCCAAGAUCUCAAAAACCUUACAGUUGAAGGUUCAAAAGCAGAACCAGACCUGGGGAGGAAGUACAACGGUCAAACGACAGGUGUCCGGAACCGCAUCCAGUGUGGCUUUCACACCUCUUCAGGGAUUGGAGAUUGUCAACCCUCAAGCUGCAGAGAAGAAAGUAUCAGGAGGAAGUUCUACGUACUUCUCAAGUACUGGCAGUUUUGUGAAUGUGAAACAUAACAGGUGAAGAUGGCGUAUAAAACAACACAGCCACAACUACUAAAAGGGACUUUGUUGCAUCAAGUUGUGACCAUCACCUUCAGUGUAUUAUGCUCAUGCCCUAGGCUUUCACUGGUCAACUGGUCAGCAAGACUUACAUUUACUGACAAAUCAAAGGGACUCCACAUCAUAUACAACAUGCAGGACUUAACAAAAGUCUUUGAUGUUUCAUCAUGCUGUUGUAAUAAUCACUUAGCAUGCUGUUGAUGUUUUCCCUAUAUUCAUGAAACCGUACUCAUGCUAAACUACACAUUUUGUGCCCGGGCUCCAAUACAUUUGGGUAUAAAUCUGAUAUUUUAUUUAAUAUUUUUUUAAUGAUUUUAAGGAAUUUCGGAAAGACUUCAAGACAGAAAUUAUUUUUGAGAGUGUUGUUUUUCCUUCAAACUGCUUUUUUAUGAUUUAAGUAAGUUUGAAAGAAAGUUUGGUUGAGCACAGACUUCAUGUAUGAGCAUGAUAAUGGUUUCUUGAAUAUGCAGAGGAGUCUUCAUAGAAGGUCCAUGUUGAUGAGCCUGAUCAUUUGUUGUUAUUGUUGUUGUAAUGAUCUUUCAGAGAAAUGUAAGGUGAAGUCAAUACUGGUACAGUGUAUGAAAGUAGUAAUUAGCCCCAUUGUCAUAUAUUUUAUGUGGAAAUAUAUUAUUGGUAUGAAAUCAAUUAAAUGUCAUGAUAUACUGUACUGAAAACAUAUUUAAGGGGCUGUUAGUCUACAACUGAUUCCACCAUAAUGCAAUUGAAUAAAAUCACCAAAACUGAAAA